GAUUCAACGUUGGUGUCGGGAAUUAUUUACUGGUCUGAACCCGCGAUCAUUGUUUAGCCGCAUGAUGUGAACGGCGCCCUCGCGCACGUGUGACCAUUUGCGUGCUGCUCCUUGUUUUUUUUUUACCAGCUGACGGGAUGGGAUGCCGCAACUAGGUCACGUUUCUUUUGUGUUUUCUGUGCCAGUUGGGUUGAGUUUGCGGUGCAAUUAUUUUGGCUUAUUUGAUAAGCAGAACGACGUAUGUGGAGUAACAUCUAACGCUUCACCGCCCUCAAAGAUAGGCCUAUUUUGUUUUGUUUUUAUUGGGGCAAAUUACGGAUUGAAUUUGGAGUGCCAGUAUUGUUGCGUCUGACACAGCCAUGGGUGACUACUCAAAAGUCAGUACGAACAGUAAGGAACGCUGUGAUGAGACAGUGGCAGGAAACGACCCUUACCCUGCGGAGAGCGAAGCACCUGACGAAAACUCUUUGAAAACACACGAGGGCAGCAGAUGGAACCGCUGCCUCUGCCGGUGUCUGUUCCCCGAUGCACCAGCGUCAGAAUACAAGAAGACACUGAAGGAACUUUGUAGACUUUCAUGGCCCCUGAUGCUGUAUCUGACAACAUCCAUGCUCUACUCAAUGACGUCCAUCAUCUUUACAGGCCACCUUGGGAAGGCAGAGAUCGUCGCAGCUUCUCUUGGGCAAUCGGUUAUUCACGUGUUCUGGAGGGCACCUAUGUUUGGGUUUGAAUCUGGAGCUGAUACACUCUUCACACAGACGUUUGGAAGCACAAACAAGAAGCGCGUUGGAAUCAUCUUACAACGGUUUCUGGUGAUGAGCAUGUUAUUGGCCGUCUGUUGUUGGGGAAUUUUACUCAACACUGAAGGUUUACUGCUGUUGUUCGGACAGGACGCACACAUUGCUAAAUUAUCAGGUGUAUAUGGCAUGAUUUACAUCGCAGCCACACCAGCAGAUUUUGUUGUCACUCUACUCAUAAAGUAUCUACAGAGCCAGGGUAUAGUGAGACCUAUAUUGAUUGUCACCAUCAUCAUGGGAGGCCUGAAUAUACUCCUCCACUUCAUUACUGUGUCGGCUCUACAGUUUGGAUUGCCGGGAGCAGUCGCAGCCCAGGUCAUCACCUUUUAUCUAGGGGCCUUCAUGAUGUCAGGCUAUAUCUACAAGUGGGGCAUUUACAAGCUUACAUGGCCUGGCUGGUCAUGGGAGUGUCUCCAAGAGUGGGGCACCAUCGUCAAGUUGUCCGUAGGUGGUAUGGGUAUCACCACCAUUGAAUGGUGGUGCUUUGAGGCUGGUUUCUUCAUUGCAGGCUUGUAUGGGAUAACGGAAGUUGGUGCCCAUGCUAUCCUGUUCAAUAUCGUGUCUAUUACGUACGGUCUGUCGAGUGGUGUUGGUAUCGGUGCAUCCAUCUUGAUUGGAAAUAGUCUCGGAGCUAAAAACCCAACCAAGGCGCGUAUCACCACUUGCCUUGCUAUCAUCAUCACAGCAAUUCUCAGCGUGAUAUACAUCGCUUUCUACUUGCCAUUGAAAGAUGUUCUUGGGUACAUCUUCACCAAAGACACUGACGUGGUCCAAUUGGCUGCGAGUAUUGUGCCAAUCAUUGCUAUCGCUGAGGUAUUCGACAGCGUAAAUGCUGCACUUUUUGGUAUUCUGCGUGGUUGUGGGUACCAGUACGUCGGAGCUGCUGUGGUCUUCAUUGGUCAAGGCGCAGGCCUCGCCCUUGGUGUGGCCUUGAUGUUUACUUAUGACAAGGGUUUGAAAGGUUUAUGGUUUGGUACAAUGGCUGCACUCACCCUUGAAAGUCUGAUGCUGGUGGUGUUCAUUCAGUGUUUCAUUAAUUGGGAUAAAGAAGUCAUCAAGGCUCAGAAAAGAGCUGCAGUGCUGCCAGACUCAAUUGAUGGUCACAAGUGUGAAGGAGAAAUGCCAUUGGAGUCAAUGGGAAACACUGUCAAUGAAGAAGCAGUGAAGUUACCAACCACAAGAGACGAGGACGAGCGAAACUCUAUCAAAGGUGAAGAAUUUAAAGUCUGCCAGAAUGAUCGCCAUAGCGACGGAGAGAGCAACUCUCAGGAUGAUAGUGAAGGAAAGCAGUCUGGCUUCCAUCAACUGGAACAUGAAAACACACAGGAUGCUGCUGAUAAUGCUGAACGCGAAGAGGAAGAAACCAGACCCAAGUGCAGUUCAGACGACGAGAAACAAAACGAAGCGAGACCGGCAGAAGAAGAACCAGAGAAAGGUGUCCUGACGCUAGGCAGAUUAUCAUUCGCCCAGCUCAUUUUGCGCCGAGGUCUGGCCCUUUUGCUUUGCGUUUCCUUCCUCCUGGCUUCAACUUAUGUCACCGUUUACGUUGUUCCCGCCGUCCGACCUACCUUCUCAGAAUCAAUGCAUGCAACAGCGAACUACACAUCAGAGUACAUCACUGAGAGUUUUAAUAAUGGCACAUACAUUGUUGGGAGUCUGGGAACUAGUGCCUUGCCUGUUGAUUUAACAGAAUUGUAGCUGGUUAGUUUAGCAAACCCUGCUCUUGUCAGUUUUAGGAGGAUAGCCUUUCUUAUCGUUUCAGUUUGCGGUAACACCAUUUGGUAAUAACUAAUGCUUAGAAGAUAUUUAGUUCUGAAAAGAACUUGUCCUGCUUAUUAUCAACUUUCGCUAAGUAGUUUUUGUUCUGAUAAGAACAGUCCUGCUUUAAGUUCUAAAAGAACUUGUCUUUGGUCUCAACGUUUCGACUAGCCUGUUCUAGUCAUCGUCAGGAGACUCCAUCUCCAACUCUCAGUUAUUACCACAUUACCGCAAACCGAAACAAUACCGAUACUCAACCAUGCAAAGCCUCAAAUCUUAUAUAGCCUUUCUUUGUUUUAAUCUAAAACAAAACCCACUAUUCAUACGGCCCCCGGUUAUUGUACACAACCGGCCAUUGUACACAACCAAAACAAUACAUGGAACAUUUUGUAAGUACAGUGAAAAGAAUCAUACAAAUAUUGUACAAAUGGACUCCCAAAAGUCAGUAUUUGUGGUGUUUGACUUUAUUUUAAACUUUGUAAACUGGUGGGUUUUUUUUGCUGGUUUUUUUUUCGGCCAAAAAAUAUUUCGCCGUCAAGUGGUUAAGUGAAAAAAAUAUUGAUGUUAAAACUUGGUAAGGUUUACUUGUAAUACAUUGCUGUGGUUCAACCAGGUUUUGUAGCAAAUUCAAAAAGUUGGGGGGGGAGGAUUAGACCUCAAAUGACAAUAAGAACGUCCUUAUUUCUCCUUCUGUCUACCUUUUUUUCCAUUACUAUAAAAACUUGUCUUUUUUUAGGGGAGGAGUCAUGCCUACGUGAUGUAAACUGCCAUUAUGAAACUAUAUGCGCUUGCUUGCAGCUGGAGUCAAGUUUUUUAAUGAGUUAAUUUGUAGAUUUUUACCAUUUGCAAAUAUUAUAGAGGCUAUAUGUGUAUGAUGAUAGUACACAUUAACAGUAUUAAUACAACUACUAAAACUUACAACAUUAUGUGUUCAAUUUGAAAGAACUUCAAAGAAUCGAUACAAAAAGAGUGUCAUAAUUUACUGCAUUUCAUCAGAUCUUGAACGCGUGGUUCCAAACCAUCCUUGUAGAUUAAUACUGAAAUUGUAAAGAUUCCCAUGAAAUAUUUUGUGUUUAAAAGAAUUCUUAAAAUGCACUUUUGUGUUCCAUUCACCUUUUCUUAAAAUAAAAGUAUUGCAAUUCUAA
Patiria miniata (bat star) is the source of this 3700-nucleotide messenger RNA. Its product is annotated as multidrug and toxin extrusion protein 1-like. The record is from RefSeq and is a predicted model, not a curated record. NCBI's taxonomy places the organism in Eukaryota, Metazoa, Echinodermata, Asteroidea, Valvatida, Asterinidae. The coding region runs from base 360 to 2495 and encodes 711 amino acids. Gene Ontology annotation, biological process: xenobiotic detoxification by transmembrane export across the plasma membrane. Gene Ontology annotation, molecular function: antiporter activity; xenobiotic transmembrane transporter activity. The transcript is spliced from 16 exons. Gene Ontology annotation, cellular component: membrane.